AUGGCACCUGAUGAACAUGGUGAUAUAUGGUCACUAUGUAAUAAUCCUUCUACACAUCAACUAAUUGGUUAUAAAGAUGGUGUCUAUAUUUCACCUAAACAGCCUAAAACAGGAGAAAAUAUUCAUGUUCAAGUAAAAGGCAAUUUAUUAAAGGAUGUUACUAGUGGAAAAGUGGAUAUUGAUUUAAACCUAAUGGGAAUGAUAAAAAUUAGAAAACAACUUGAUCUUUGUGAUGUAUUGAAUUCUGAUAUUAUGGGUCAUAAAGAUUGCCCUUUAAAUGCAGGUGAUUUAGAAUUAGAUGCUACAGCUUGGAUUCCUAAAGAAUUACCAAGAUUACCGCUCGAUGGUAAUAUUCAGAUAUCUGAUCAAGAUGGAAAGACGGUUACUUGCAUUCAUCUUAACUUUAAGCUUGAAUAA
Messenger RNA from Cokeromyces recurvatus, 417 nucleotides. RefSeq lists its product as uncharacterized. Bases 1 to 417 code for a protein of 138 amino acids. Gene Ontology annotation, biological process: sterol transport. The record is from RefSeq and is a predicted model, not a curated record. Gene Ontology annotation, molecular function: sterol binding. The transcript is spliced from 3 exons. Lineage: Eukaryota; Fungi; Mucoromycota; Mucoromycetes; Mucorales; Mucoraceae.